CGAUGGGGCCGCUGUUGCCGUUCCCGUGCCGCGCUAGGGUAAUUGGGGAAUACAAAGGGAGCUAGACUCGGCGUACGUAAGACGAGCUGUGAAUGGUAGGCAGCUAGGCAGCUGAUCUGCGGAUACGAGUUGCCGGCGAGCGGGGAGCGGAGACGAUGCAACCUUCUCUCGGAACGCCAUGAGCUAUUCAUUCGGCAGUGAUGAAUUCCUGCUGGCAGAGGCAGUCAGUGCCCGUGCUUGGGUGCGACGAUGCUAACAGCCAUGUCAGCGCUGAUCCACUGCGCCUGCUUGCUGAUAUGGCUGGCGGGAGCUCGGGGCGCUGUGGCGGAGGGCGCAGGGCAGCGAAGGACGGAGCCCGUAUGGAGGGGAUGAUGAUUUCCCUGCGUGGUGGAACGGGGAUUGAUGUAAAUGCUGCUGUACGUACGUACGGUUACGAGGCUUGGCGGGGUUGGCCCGAAGGGGAAUGUGUCGGUCGGCGCCCUGGUGAUGGGGAGGGUUGUUUUCUAUAAAGGCGAGCUGCUCGUCCGGUGUUGAGAUGUUCUUUUCUGCGUCAAGCAUUCAAAGUCUCAUCAGUCUCUCACAAACACACCCUCGCUCUCAUACCAGCCAAACCACCACCUUCAAAAUGCACUACUCCUCCAUCCUCGCCCUCGCCGGCGCCGCCUUCGCCGCUGCCACCCCAGCCGUCACCACCGCCCGCGCCGAGGGCACCUGGACCCUCCAGGGCUUCGUGCGCACCUGCAACGAUACCGCCAACACCUGUAACUACAAGUUCAACCUCAAGGACAACAAGUCCGGCCGCGUCGACGCCUGCGACUUCGCCGACAUCGCCGACAGCACGCGCAAGGCCCGCUGGAGCUCCCCCUCCAACUUGCACUGCGCGGCUAACUCGACCGUCUACGUUAACGUCGGGUACGACCAGCCUGGAAACUUCUUCGUGGUUGUCCCGGUUAACCGUGAGACGUCGCUGAAUGGUUUCUUUGGAUACACUGCUGCUGAGCUCACUGAUGGAUCGGUGGUGACGCCGGAUCACACUUCUCCUUCCCUGGUUGUCGAGACGUGGGAGAAGAAGAAGGCGGCGGGCGCUGCUGUUAUCGGCCGCACUGCCACCGCUAACCUUGGAGCCUGGACUGUCGAGGGACUUCACAGGACCUGCCAAACCAGCAAAAUCUCUACCUGCAACUACUCCUUCCAGAUCAACCAGAACGACGGCUCCAAGAAGACCAACUGCUACCUGACCCAAAAGGGCGCCCCAACCCAGAGCUUCUACACCGCCGUCUGCCAGAAGCAGGUCGACUGGGUCAUCUCAUGGGGAUACAAUAAGCAGUACGGAUUUGCUGUUAUGACUGUUGUCAAUGUCCCGAGACAGUUGGAUGCCUUCUUCGGAUUCAACGAUGUUAACUUCGUCACCUACUUCCCCAACAUUGGCCCUAACCCAGUUUACGCUUUGUAAGCAACGGCAUGGCCACCGUCUAUCCCGCUUGAAUGAGCGGAUUUGAAAGGGGAUGAAAGAGAGAGAUCUAAUUUACAUGAUUUACUGUUCUGCAUUUGCGAGGAUGGGCAUUGGAGGUUCUUAAUUAUGCUUUUGGGGUGUUUGCGAGGAUAUUAAGAGAUGUCUGAAUUAGUUAAUGAAAUUUACAUUGGAAUGAUUUUAUUAAUUUUUCUACUUCGCGGGAGAUUUUGAAUGCGAGUGAAAUGUUCUGGACGAGGAGUGAGACGGUUGCCCGCUAUCGUCUAUAUGCUAUUAGAGUCAUGUGGUCGCAAAGUCAUGUAUAUACUUGGAAAGUCAUGCGCGAAACUAUAAUGUGCAGAGGAUAAUUUUAAAUUUCCAAACUAUGAAUUAUGCAG
Pseudogymnoascus destructans is the source of this 1848-nucleotide messenger RNA. RefSeq lists its product as uncharacterized. Bases 536 to 1453 code for a protein of 305 amino acids. NCBI's taxonomy places the organism in Eukaryota, Fungi, Ascomycota, Leotiomycetes, Thelebolales, Thelebolaceae. The transcript is spliced from 2 exons. The record is from RefSeq and is a predicted model, not a curated record.